AUGCGUGUCUUGGCUGAAUACGGCAAUUGUGAUGAACUGCGGCAGACCUCCUCCCAGCCCCUCGGGGACCAUCACGGCCGCGUACGGCCAGCCUCAGAGCCACUCCAUCCGGUCUACGAGAUGAAGUUCCCGGACCUAUUCCUUUUUCUGUUUCAAUGCAUCAUCACAGAUGCUGCAGGAAAAUGUGGUCCUCCACCUCCUGUUAAAAAUGGAGACUUUCUGGGCCUGGCAACUUCGGAAUAUAUGCCAGGGGCACGUGUACGGUAUAAGUGCCAAGCUCUCUACAAUAUGCAAGGAGAUGAAUAUGUACGAUGUGUCAACGGGCAUUGGACAGAUACACCAACAUGCAUAGCUCCUUGUACAGCAACUGAAGAAGAUAUGAAUCAAAACAAUAUACAGCUGAAGUGGAAAUACGCUAAUAAAAUCUAUUCCGCAUCUGGAGACGUGACAGAGUUUGACUGCAAAAGGGGCUUUCAGAAAGAUCCAUCCUCGCCUCCCUUCAGAGCCCAAUGUAGAGAGGGCAAGUUGGACUACCCAAGAUGUAUACCUGUAGGUACAUUGCAGUUAAAGCAUAAUUACAGAAAAUUCAACACACAUAGCUGUGAUUUUUGUUAAGCUAUAGAAAGCAAUGUGCAUUACAAAAUAAAUGUCUUUGAAAUUUU
Molecule: messenger RNA, 662 nt
Organism: Podarcis muralis (Common wall lizard)
Lineage: Eukaryota; Metazoa; Chordata; Lepidosauria; Squamata; Lacertidae
Source: RefSeq, a predicted model, not a curated record